Klebsormidium nitens is the source of this 1277-nucleotide messenger RNA. NCBI's taxonomy places the organism in Eukaryota, Viridiplantae, Streptophyta, Klebsormidiophyceae, Klebsormidiales, Klebsormidiaceae. The record is from the annotation of a GenBank genome assembly.
GGCAGACAUCUGACAAGUUUUGGCACUUCGGCAAUUCAAUUCUCAGGAAGGGACGGCUGUGGACGACUUUGAAGCGAAGCAGCCCCAAACUUAACCUGCAUUGCAAAUGUGCCCUUCAGUAAAGUGAGUGGCUUUUCACCGCAGCGUUGAGGGUGCAUUGGAUCUUGUUAGGUUGUCUCCAGCAUGGCGCCAGCUGAUGCGCUGGUAAGACCAUCAUUUGUACAGCGGAGUUUGCCGCGGGCAUCACCUGUUGGGUUCACGCACCGACCGGGCGGCCAGCAUUCUACACCACCCUUUUCAAUAGUUGCGCUCUUGAGUAGUUGGGAAUGUCAAGACCAGAGGAGCCGCUGUAAAGCAAUUGCGGGCAUAUCAAGCAGUAGUUUCUCCGGGGCACAGUCACGAGAAGCGCUAGUGUCGGGGUGGACCGCUCAGGGGCUUCAGGAGCGCACACACCUGGUGCGUCAAAGCCCAAGGUGUACAAAGGCAAAAGCAAAGUCUAAGAAGAAACCAAGCACGGGGAGGCCCAAACCAAAACCUUGGCCUUUUGAAGACCUGAUGAUGUUUUGGGACGUGGCGUUCGAGAAGUGGAGUGAGGACCCGGAGCGAGCAAAGUUAAUCAUCGACGCAGCCACAAAGGGACUGGCUGCUUACGGCCGGGGGGCUGUGCUUGUGCGUGAGACAGUGACGGCUCGUUCAGUGAGCAGUGCCGGGAGCGGGUUUGGGCCCCAGGCGCAGCGGCAGCGACUACCAGAUGACGAGCAGCAAUUUGACAGCGUCAGCUUUGAGGUGGAGUACAUGCCACGAUGGAAGAUGGAACGGCCAGCGGACGCUGACACUCAAAGCGAGGUACCGGCCGGCGCGCCUGCGGUUGUGUCGUAUGAGAACCUGCGGCCUCUCCUCGGCAGCAUGGAUUGUACCCGGAUGCUUACCUUGACACACAGUGAUGCUGCGGCUGGGCCUACCACAACAGCAACGGCGGAAGAUGGAAGCGAGUUGCAAGUGGAGAUUGUCGAUCCAAAAGAGGAAGAAGUGAGUGCAUCCGAAAGCCUUGGAUUUGAGUUCACGGGAGAGGAGCCAUACAAAAGCGAAGAGGGGGAGCUGGUGCUCCUGAUGGCUGUCAUUGUAGAUGGUCAGCUCGCAGUCGGAGCGGACGUGGUGCGGCGAGUGCCUUUGACAGCGGACGAUGACAGUAGCUGGAGACUGGUGACGAGAGACGAGUUAUUCAUGUGAUUCUAGGUGGAUGGUUCCGAUCUGCGUAUGGAAGGCAAUCAAUUGCU